This is a messenger RNA of Trichoplax adhaerens, 1410 nucleotides long. RefSeq lists its product as uncharacterized. The record is from RefSeq and is a predicted model, not a curated record. Gene Ontology annotation, cellular component: plasma membrane. NCBI's taxonomy places the organism in Eukaryota, Metazoa, Placozoa, Uniplacotomia, Trichoplacea, Trichoplacidae. The coding region runs from base 1 to 1410 and encodes 469 amino acids. Gene Ontology annotation, molecular function: nucleoside transmembrane transporter activity. The transcript has 13 exons. Gene Ontology annotation, biological process: nucleoside transmembrane transport.
AUGGACGGACCUUUAGCUAGUGAUACAUGCACCUGGUCACCAGAUACCGAUAGCUUGGAUCGGUCGGUAAAGCGUAUGGAAAUAAGCAGUAAACACGUCAAAGAUGAAUCGCCAAAGGAUAAGUAUAAUAUGGUUUACUUUUUAUUUCUGUUCCUUGGUAUGUGCACCCUGCUACCAUUUAACAUGUUUCUGACUGCCAGUCCAUAUUUCUCAGCCAAACUGAAUGGAACCCGAUGGCAAUAUACCUACCAAAAUUAUUUUUUGGUUGCCUAUAGUGUACCUGCCAUUGUGGCUGCAGCGGUGACUGUUCCGAUGCUUCGAGUGAUUCGCUUAAAGAUUCGCAUGAUAGUUUCUCCAGUCAUCUUGAUGAUAAUAUUUAUUUUCACUGCUGUCAUGGUCAAGGUCGAUACGUCGACAUCUUUGGGUUCAGCUAUCUAUCAAUCUAGCUUAUUCGGGUUAGCCAGUCUCUUCCCCAAGCAAUAUUCACAAUCCGUAGUUAGCGGACAGGCGUUAGCUGGAAUUUUUACAUCAGCAGCAAGUAUACUCUCACUAUUAGGUAAGGAGUAUGAUAAACUAUUUUAUGGAGAGUUUGAUUACGCCAAAAGUAGUGCUAAUGAUCCGUACGAAAGUGCUGUCUUCUAUUUUAUCAGUGCUGUUGUAGCUUUGCUUGUAUGCAUCAUAUCGUAUGCGUUGCUUCGUAGAAUCGAGUACGCUAAAUAUCAUAUGAAGAAAUUAGAAUUUGAUAAAUCAGCUGAAAAAACCGAUGCUGAAGAAGAAUCUCCUUCUGAUAAUGAUGCCAUGGAGAAAACCAGAGUCGCUGAUGAAAAGGACAUAUCUGUUACUGUAAGUAGGUGGGUUCAUGGUGGUCGCUACCUAAUCAUGAUUUGGAAGCAGAUUUGGCCCACUGCAUUAUCUGGCAUACUCUGUUUCACGAUAACAUUGGGGGUAUAUCCGGCAAUAGCGUCUCGGAUUGAACCUGUUGAUAAAGCGUCAAAUAGUACUUUUCUUAAUCGAUUCUUUACGCCGGUUACAUGCUUUCUGACUUUUAAUGUAGCAGAUUUUGUGGGAAGAUUUCUGGCCUUAUGGCUGCUGCAGCCAAACUAUAAACGUGGGAUCACUCUUUUGAUCCUGACCCUUAUGAGAAUUGGAUUUAUUCCCUUAUUCUUACUAAUGAAUGUUCAACCACGAAGUAAUCUACCAGUUUUAAUUCCAAGUGAUAUUGUGUACGUCAUAUCAUUGGCACUGCUGGGUGUAUCCAAUGGCUACAUCAUAUCGUUAUCGAUGAUGUAUGGUCCAAUGAGGGUUGAUGCCAAAUAUGCAGAAUCAACAGGAGCAAUUAUGGCUGCUUGUCUGAUAUUGGGAUUAGGCUUGGGAUCAGCUUUGUCGUUUGCUACUGUUGCACUGUUAUAA